Rosa chinensis is the source of this 2198-nucleotide messenger RNA. RefSeq names its product nucleobase-ascorbate transporter 3. The transcript has 14 exons. Gene Ontology annotation, biological process: transmembrane transport. Gene Ontology annotation, cellular component: plasmodesma; plasma membrane. NCBI's taxonomy places the organism in Eukaryota, Viridiplantae, Streptophyta, Magnoliopsida, Rosales, Rosaceae. The record is from RefSeq and is a predicted model, not a curated record. Gene Ontology annotation, molecular function: transmembrane transporter activity. Bases 376 to 2037 code for a protein of 553 amino acids.
CUGUAGACGACAAUCAUAACGUAAUCCAACGCCGCCCCAUGAAAUGAGUUCUGUCUCUUCUUCUUCCAUCUGAUUGUUUCUAUCUGGAUUCUAUGUACUGAUACUGAUCAGAAAUUCAGAAGGAGCUUAAUUUCUGCCCAUAAACAGAUAUAAAUGAUCUAACUUUCUCUACCCGCUUUCCUUCUUAGCUCAGAAACAUACCAAUAAAGACCUCCACUUUUCUAAGAAAAAACAGAGACUUUCCAUUUCAUUUCAUUUUCCCAACAAGUCGGUCAUCUCUUGUCCUUUUAAGUCGGUCAUUUACGAGGGAGUAGUACUGGUACUUGAACAACAAGAACAAGAAGCUUGAGAAAAAUCACUAGUUAAAACAAGAAGAUGGAGAAGAUGGUGGAAACAGGACACAGCCACAACCACAACCACAAUCCGCCACCUCCGACGGCUCCACCGCCUGCUCGUCUACCGCUUGGAGCGGCAAGGGGCCCGUUAUGGACUCCAACAGAGCAACUCCACCAGCUUCAGUAUUGCAUCCACUCCAAUCCCUCUUGGCCGGAGACAUUCUUACUGGCUUUUCAGCACUAUAUUGUCAUGCUUGGAUCUAUAGUUUUGAUUGCCAGUACACUUGUGCCUCGGAUGGGUGGGGAUCAUGGUGAUAAAGCUCGCGUUAUUCAGACGUUGCUUUUCAUGUCAGCAAUAAACACCUUGCUUCAAACUUUUUUUGGAUCAAGGCUUCCAACAGUGAUGAAUCCCUCAUUUGCUUAUAUGCUACCAGUGUCGUCGAUCAUUAAUGAUUACUCUAAUAGGACUUUUAAAAGUGAACAUGAGAGAUUUGAGGUCACAAUGAGAACGAUUCAAGGAUCCCUUAUUGUAUCUUCCUUCGUCAACAUCUUCAUUGGCUAUAGUAGAGCAUGGGGAAGCUGUACAAAGCGCUUUAGUCCCAUUGUUAUCGUGCCAGUGGUUUGUGUGGUUGGUCUUGGUCUUUUCGCGAGGGGCUUUCCACUUCUUGCUAAUUGUGUGGAGCUUGGCCUGCCUAUGCUGAUACUGCUGGUCAUUACCCAACAGUAUCUGAGGCGCAUUAUUCCUAGAGCACAUGCCAUGCUUGAGAGGUAUGCUUUGCUUCUCUGCGUUGGGAUUGUCUGGUCAUUUGCUGCUAUCCUCACUGAGGCUGGUACUUAUAACAAUGUUGGAGAGCAGACUAAACAAAGUUGCCGUACAGAUCACUCUUACCUUAUAACCUCUGCUCCUUGGAUUAGAAUCUCAUAUCCAUUUCAGUGGGGUGCACCCAUAUUCAGAGCAAGCCAUGUCUUUGGGAUGAUGGGAGCAGCAAUUGUCACAACUGCAGAGACAACUGGAACAUUGUUUGCAGCAGCACGGCUUUCAGGUGCUACCCCCCCUCCAGCACACGUCUUGAGCAGCAGCAUUGGCCUACAGGGUAUUGGCAUGCUGCUUGAAGGAAUAUUUGGUGCUGCUGUUGGUACCACUGCAUCAGUAGAAAAUGUGGGCCUGCUUGGAUUGACACACAUAGGGAGCAGGAGAGUAGUGCAGAUAUCAACUGCUUUCAUGUUCUUCUUCUCUAUAUUUGGGAAGUUUGGUGCUUUCUUUGCAUCUAUUCCCUUACCAAUCUUCGCCGCUAUAUACUGUGUUUUAUUUGGGAUUGUUGCUGCUGUUGGGAUCACUUUCAUGCAGUUUGUGAAUAAUAAUUCCUUAAGAAACAUGUACGUUGUGGGGCUUUCCCUGUUUCUUGGGAUAUCAAUACCUCAAUAUUUUAUCACGACCACAACUGCAGAUGGUGUCGGACCAGUUAGAACAGAUGGUAUAUGGUUUGACGAUUGGUUGAACACAGUCUUCUCUUCGAGCCCGACAGUGGCAAUCAUCGUCGGGACGCUGCUUGACAACACGCUCGACGCCAAGUCUGCAUUUGAUGACAGAGGGCUUGGAUGGUGGAAGCCGUUCCAGCACAGGAAUGGAGAUGUUAGAAAUGAAGAAUUUUAUAGCCUUCCUCUUAGAAUACGGGAGUAUCUCCCCAGUAGAUAUCUCUGAAUAGUGAAUGUCAAACACUCAUAGCCUGCUUAUAUGUAUAUGCUUAUCAGCAGAUUUUUUGUUUUUGUAUGCAUGAUGAAAGGCUUAAGCUUCUUGUACGUUAAAUUAAGUAUAGAACUAUUUCAUAGAUUACUACAUCGAAACCACUUGCCUCUUGAGAA